Messenger RNA from Dicentrarchus labrax (European seabass), 4851 nucleotides. RefSeq names its product protein kinase D3 (gene prkd3). Bases 728 to 3376 code for a protein of 882 amino acids. Gene Ontology annotation, molecular function: protein serine/threonine kinase activity; ATP binding. Lineage: Eukaryota; Metazoa; Chordata; Actinopteri; Moronidae. The record is from RefSeq and is a predicted model, not a curated record. The transcript is spliced from 19 exons. Gene Ontology annotation, biological process: protein phosphorylation.
AAGUCAGUUAUGCGGAGAUAAUAAAAAGACUCCAAGCCCCAGCCACGGCUGCUGCUCUUUUUUUUUUCUCGUCUAGCGGGGGGAGUAGUCACAGCUGGAAGGAUAAUAAGAUGCGCAUGAAUUUACAAUCUGAACUAAAAAGAUAAGAGAAAAUAAAUGGACGACUCGAUUAGUUUUAGCGCGCCUGUGUGAACAACUUAUGUCGGUAUUUGCUGUGUGUAGGCUACGACGCUGCGCUUUGACUUCCAGAAAGUGCAGAAUUAUAAACUUCGGUCUCCGCUUCCCUCGGUUGAUGGAGUUGCAAAGUUUCUUCAGUCCACUCACAAUGGAAAGAAAAGCUCCCUUCGCUGACUGUGAAGGCUUCCUGUGGUCAGAGUGGAUUACUGACCUCAGUAAGGAGAAGGAGCACCACUCCAGGAUAUGAAGGUUGUUGCAGUGAUUUUACUGCACAAGUCUGCGGAUCGAUAGAGACUUUUCCUCCAUCACCUGCCCCGUCUAGUGAAUGAGUGUGUGCUGCGUGAGCUCAGGUGGGCGGAUCGGCUAUUACCCUCUUAAAAACAAUGUUGCUUUGAUAAAAACAUACAGUGAUGACUCACUACGACUGAUGAGGACCAAAGAUCCCCCCUACCAAGAGUCUGUCCACGGAGAUCCAACCCUGCUUUUUUCUGCCAGCCCUCACUAAAACCUCUACUAUUCAGCAUUUCACGUUGCCAUUGGAAGAAACCCAAUGUCUGCCUCCUCUCCCCCAUCCUUACCUCGAGCCUUUCUCCACUCUCUCCAUCCAUCAUCGAGCCCGCCCGGACCGAUCUACACGCGGCUGUCCAACGGCAGUCACAGUGUCCCCAGCCCCACCAACUCCCGCAGUUCCUUCCAUGGGGUGUCCUUCCUGCUGCAGAUAGGACUGACCAGAGAGACGGUGAACCUGGAAGCCAAUGACCUGUCGCUGUCCUCUGUCAAGGACCUGGUGUGCUCCAUAGUGGACCAGAAGUUCCCGGAGUGCGGCUUCUUUGGGAUGUACGACAAGAUCCUGCUGUUCCGCCACAACUUGAAUGAUGAGAACAUCCUGCAGAGGUUGACCUCAGCAGAAGACAUCCACGAAGGAGACCUCAUUGAGGUGGUGCUGUCUGCUCAAGCCACAGUUGAAGACUUCCAGAUCCGACCCCAUGCCCUUUAUGUCCACUCCUACAAGGCCCCAACCUUCUGCGACUACUGUGGGGAGAUGCUAUGGGGUCUCGUCCGGCAGGGGCUGAAAUGUGAAGGAUGUGGGCUAAACUACCACAAGCGCUGCGCCUUUAAGAUCCCAAAUAACUGUACUGGUGUCAGGAAGAGGCGAUUGUCCAAUGUCUCACUGCCUGGACCAUCCCUCUCUGUCCCUCGACCGGCACCUGCCGAAAAUGCCGUGGUCGUCCUGGAGGAGCAGAGGUCCCAUCAGGAGGCGGGGAAGCGGAUCCUGUCCUGGAGUGGCAGGCCUAUCUGGAUGGAGAAGAUGGUGCUGGGACGGGUUAAGGUGCCACACACCUUCGCCAUUCACACUUACACUCGUCCCACUAUCUGCCAGUACUGCAAGCGUCUGCUCAAGGGUCUCUUUCGCCAGGGCAUGCAGUGUAAAGAUUGCAGAUUCAACUGCCAUAAGCGAUGUGCUUCAAAGGUACCUCGAGACUGUUUGGGGGAGGUGGACUUCAAUGGCGAGCCAGCCAGCCCUGGCCCAGACUCCGACACUACCAUGGAUACUAUGGAGGUGGACAGUGGCGACAUGGAUGGUGGCAGAGGACUGGACGACCCAGAGGAACCCUCGACCCCAGAUGAGAGGAUGUUCGACAUGGAUUCUCCCUUCUUGGACAGAGAGAAGGACGAAGAGCCCAUCAAGACAAUUAGCCCUUCUACUAGCAGCAACAUCCCUCUGAUGCGGGUGGUCCAGUCCAUUAAACACACCAAAAGGCGGAGCUCCACUGUGGUGAAGGAGGGCUGGAUGGUUCAUUAUACGAGCAGGGACAACCUGCGGAAGAGACAUUACUGGAGGCUGGACAGCAAGAGCCUGAGUCUCUUCCAGAACGACACCGGAGCCAAGUUCUACAAAGAAAUUCCUCUCUCUGAGAUCCUCCAGGUGGAACAGUCGAGAGACUACAGUAAUCUGGCCCAGGGAAGUAACCCACACUGCUUUGAGAUCAUCACAGCCACCAUGGUCUAUUAUGUAGGGGAGAACAACUGCAGUCACUACCACAGCCCCGCUCUGGCCGCCUCAGGAGUCGGCAUGGAGGUGGCUCAGGGUUGGGAGAAGGCCAUCAGACAGGCCCUGAUGCCCGUCACCCCUCAGCCCAGUGUGGCCAGUGCCGCUGGCCAGGGCAAGGAUCAUAAAGAGCUGUCCAUCAGCAUAUCUGUGUCCAACUGCCAGAUCCAGGAGAAUGUGGAUAUUGCCUCAGUGUACCAAAUAUUCUCUGAUGAGGUGCUGGGAUCAGGCCAGUUUGGCAUCGUGUAUGGAGGCAAACACAGAAAGAGUGGCAGAGAUGUAGCCAUCAAGGUUAUUGACAAGAUGAGAUUUCCUACCAAGCAGGAGAGCCAGCUAAGGAAUGAGGUGGCCAUAUUACAGAAUCUGCAUCACCCAGGCAUCGUCAACUUGGAGUGUAUGUUUGAGACGCCAGAGCGAGUGUUUGUUGUCAUGGAGAAGCUGCACGGUGACAUGCUGGAGAUGAUUCUGUCCAGCGAGAAGAGCAAACUGCCCGAACGAAUCACCAAGUUCCUCGUCACACAGAUCCUGGUGGCUUUGAGACAUCUGCACUUCAAAAACAUUGUUCACUGUGACUUGAAGCCUGAGAAUGUACUACUGGCCUCUGCAGAGCCCUUUCCUCAGGUAAAGCUUUGUGACUUCGGCUUUGCCCGCAUCAUUGGCGAGAAGUCGUUCCGGCGGUCUGUAGUGGGCACUCCGGCUUACUUGGCUCCAGAGGUGCUGCGCAGCAAAGGCUACAACCGUUCCUUAGACAUGUGGUCUGUGGGAGUCAUUGUGUACGUCAGCUUGAGCGGGACAUUCCCUUUCAAUGAGGACGAGGACAUCAACGACCAGAUACAGAAUGCUGCCUUCAUGUACCCACCCACGCCUUGGAAGGACAUCUCAGCAGAGGCCACAGAUCUGAUCAACAAUCUUCUCCAAGUCAAGAUGAGGAAGAGGUACAGCGUUGACAAGUGUCUCAGCCAUCCCUGGUUACAGGACUAUCAGACAUGGCUGGACCUCAGGGAGUUCGAGACACGGCGAGGUGAGCGCUACAUAACACACGAGAGCGACGACGCACGCUGGGAGGAGUACGCUGACGAGCACAGUCUUCUUUACCCCAAACACUUCAUCAUGGCUCCCAACCUGGAUGACAUGGAAGAGGACCCCUAGUGGCGAGGGGGACUUACUACAACACAUGUAUUAAGGACAAGGAUUGUCACAGGGACUUUUUUCAUGAAGCUUUGGGAGUGGCAGAUUUCCCUUCCAGAACUGUUCGUUGUGGAAAAAGAGAGAAGCCGAUCAGGUGGAGAAUUACUCUCCAUAGGCUUUAUAAGUGGGGGAAAACCUGACUGAAAACCUGAAUUUGUAGCACGAUGCACUGCUACAAGCAGAACGCAGGUGGAGACGCAUGCCACAGAAACGCAUUAAGAAACUGUCAGGGGAGAAUAGUGUUCAUCUUCUUUUUGCACGAUAUCAAAACAUUCCAUGGAUUUGCUCAAGUUUGGUUAAUUUUUAAGAACAAUCAUAAACCAAAACACGCAACGUGAACUUAAUAGUUUAGGUAUUGUACACGCAAUUUUGGAUAACUUUGAGUAAUAAUAUGACUCUGUUCUGUAUGUGAGAAAAGAGAUCAGAGAGAGCGCUUACCCCAGGAGUAAAGGGCACUUUUCACAAGGGAUUUACAGUCCGAGAAUUUAAAACACGUGAGUUUUAUUCUCGUUUCCGAACUAUUUGUGAGACUGUCCUUUGGCAUGAAACUGGAACUAUCACAUAUAUUUGUAUGUUUUUAAUGUAUUUCGUAAUUGUGGUAGAUUUUUGCACUAUAUUACCAUUGAGCAUAGCAGCUGAAUAGAAACUCUAUUCGCUGCUACAGAGAGCAAACAGUUUUCGAGUGUCCAGUCUAGGUGCAAAGUUUUAACCUGAAAGUCGAUGCAACUCACACAGUAUUGGCUGUCACCAUUUAUUUUAAACAAACCUCGACAGGUUUGUCAACCAACAUGUCAUCAGAGUAUGAUCUGUUAGUGGCAGCUAAUAGUGUGCGAGUUUUAUCAACUGGCAAGAAGACCCUGACCAAAUAUGUUAACAAAAACGAUUCAUUUCAGUGGUUCCAAACCUUUUCUAAAUUAACAUUGUGAAUUUGUUCAAGACCAUAACACUGAACUGUCCAUAAAUGCAAUAAUGGAGCCAAUAUUUUUUAUGUUCAACGUGAGGGUAAAACAGCACGGACUCUAUGUUAGAGUGUCAUGUUUCUGUGUAUCUUUUUCUGUACUUUCGCAGUAUUCUUGAAUGUGACUUUUUAAGCACUCCAAUUCUGGAAUAUGUGUUUUAUAGAGGCCGCCAACCUAGGUUUUACAUAGAACAAAAUAUUGGUGUCAGUUUCCUUGUUUAUUAUGUUGUCUGGACCAUUUCACCAGCCCUUUUGUCUAGACAGUGGAUCGCAAUUUGGUUCACAUGGGAGUUUAUAGCCCUACAGAUUUGUAGUUUGCUCUGUUGGUGUGUUAUGGGAGUACCUUCCUGUUUCCUGUUGUCCUCUUCCUGUCUUUGUUGCCGCUGGAUUGGCAGGUGUCAGUGUUUUGUAUAUUUCAGUACAUACCAAUGGAAUAAAAACCCAACUUCUUAACUGAGAAUUAAAAAGUUGUCUUCAA